Trematosphaeria pertusa is the source of this 336-nucleotide messenger RNA. Its product is annotated as transcription initiation factor IID, 18 kDa subunit. Gene Ontology annotation, biological process: transcription by RNA polymerase II; RNA polymerase II preinitiation complex assembly. NCBI's taxonomy places the organism in Eukaryota, Fungi, Ascomycota, Dothideomycetes, Pleosporales, Trematosphaeriaceae. The annotation marks the transcript as partial. The record is from RefSeq and is a predicted model, not a curated record. Gene Ontology annotation, molecular function: protein heterodimerization activity. Gene Ontology annotation, cellular component: transcription factor TFIID complex. The transcript has a single exon.
AUGACCGAACCCCGCAUGCGCCUCCGCACCAAAGGCGCGCAAUUCCCCGCCUCAGACCUAACCGCCUUCCUCGUCGCCUACGGCGACUGCAUCCCGCCGCUGCCCGAGACGAUCCGCACGCUGGACGAGAUAAUCACGGACUACAUCAUCGAAACGUGCCACGAAGCCGCGGCGGUCGCGCACCACGCGCGGCGCCAGAAGAUAAAGCUCGACGACUUUAAGUUCAUGCUGCGCCGGGAUACGGCGAAGCUGGGGCGCGUGAGCGAGAUGCUGGAGACGGAUAAGGAGCUCAAGCGGAAGCGGAAGGCAUUUGAUACGGAUGAGGGGGCGGUGGUG